Racocetra persica is the source of this 1152-nucleotide messenger RNA. The record is from the annotation of a GenBank genome assembly. Lineage: Eukaryota; Fungi; Glomeromycota; Glomeromycetes; Diversisporales; Gigasporaceae.
AUGUCCAAGUUACCUAACACCAAUGAAAGAUUUGCAGAAAAUAACUUUUUUGAGAGUCUAGAACCUAGUGAACUAGAUUAUGAGUCUAGACACAAUGAAUUUAUCAUAUCAUCUUUGUGGCUCACUGCUAAACUACUAUCUAGUAAUACUAAAGCAACAAAUAAAAUACUAGCAAAUGUUUUAUAUAGAAUAUCAGCAGCCCUACACCUGUUAGAUAAUGUACUUAAGGCAGUAUAUACCUCUAAGCCACUACAAACAGAUCAAGAUACUCAUCAAACAUGGGCUCUUAUUAAAGAUCAAGCUAUUAGAACAAUAUCUCAUUCUAUAACCUACAGCAGAAGUAACAAGGUGUUUAAUCAAUACCUCAAAGCACUUAUUGAAAAGGAAAAUGCCACAAAUAAGUUUAUCUUAGAGGCUCUUAGAAACAAGAGUUGUGCCUCAAGAAGAAGAAGCAACACCAGUUACAAUAAUAGGCAAACUCCUUUUCACCCAAACUUUAGACAAACCAAAACAGACAUAAGAAUUAUUGGUUUUACAAACAUGAUAGAAAUAAUCAGAAAAAUGUACAAAGAGAGUGAAGAAAUAUUUUUGACAUUUCUUGGGUAUCAAACAUUUUACAAUACAGAUAUACCCAGAAUAGACAAGAUUACUACUACUAAGACAACAAAUAAUAAAACCUACAAUAACACAGUAUCAAUUAACAAUCAUUUCAGAAAUCAAAGACUUAUUACAAAAAGAGGCUAUAGUAAAGAUAACAGAAGAUACUUCAUGUUUCAUUUCACAAAUUUUCGCAAUCCCCAAGAAAUCAGAAAAAAAUUAGAUCGUAAUAGAUCUAAGAUUAUUCAACAAUCACUAAAACUUUCAUCAAAGACAGCUACAUAUCAAUAUUCUAAAGCUCAUAGCAAUACAUUAUGCACUAUUAGCACUCAAAGAUCUGAAGGAUUGAUCUAUAAUAAUAAAAACAGACAAUUCAACUUGUAUGAUAUACUUAAACUACCAAGAAGAGAUGGUAUCAAAAAAAUUAAGCAAACUAGCAGAAAAGAUAUAGAGGCUAUAUCUUUUUCAAAACUUGAAAUUGAUAGCCCAACACAUCCUGAGCAAACAGAAUAUUUUGGCAGACCAGGCAUUAAGGAGAACUCUCAAUCACUAUGA